Portunus trituberculatus (swimming crab) is the source of this 1137-nucleotide messenger RNA. Its product is annotated as basic salivary proline-rich protein 2-like. The coding region runs from base 1 to 1137 and encodes 378 amino acids. The record is from RefSeq and is a predicted model, not a curated record. The transcript is spliced from 3 exons. NCBI's taxonomy places the organism in Eukaryota, Metazoa, Arthropoda, Malacostraca, Decapoda, Portunidae.
AUGACAGAAGUUACAACAGCAGUCAGCAGUCAACUCCUUGGAGAAAACCGAAAGAACACCAGUCAACUCCUUAGAGAAGACGCAGACCCCCGCCCCGGCCUGCCUGUGCGCCGUCAGUGCCGCAGCCCCGACGGACCAGCCAACCGCACCAGCGGAAUCUCUCUCUCUCCACGUCCUCCAGCAACAGGCGGCGGUGACCGCUGGGGCUCGCCGCAACCCACCCCUGGCUGCAGUGACCAGCUCCACCGAGGCCUGCCUUGCUUCGGUGAAGGCCUCCCUCCAUCAUCACGUCUGCAGUCUACUUUUCGCCGGGCCUCCGCGCCGCCCACUCAUCUGCGAGUCUCGGCUGGGCGCGCUCCUUCGCAGCCUUCGGUCGGCGCCAGGCACCCCUACUGGCCGCCCGCUCCUCCGCAGCCCACGGAGGGCUUUGCCUCGGUCCCGCCGUCAGUGCCCCGUCAGCCCACUCCUGCCCGGCAGCCGUUUCCCAUGGGCAUUUGUGGUGGUGGACGUGGAGCAGGCAAUCCUGGGGAUGGAUUUUCUCGCUGCUCACGACCUCCAGGUGGAUCCACGCCGCAGAUGCCUCCUGCACCACCCCUCGGCCAACAUUAUCCACGCAGAGCCCUGCGUGCAGCCGACGCCGUCCCUCACCACCCUCCGCCAAGUGAUGCAGUUCGAGUCCCUCCUCUAGGAAUUUCCCCUCCUUACAUCCCUACAGUCCGCCCUAUCUCGGGUCCAACACGGGGUACAGCACUCCAUCGUGACGGCUGGUCCUCCGUGCUUCGGUCGCCCCGGCCGCUGCCCCCGGAACGUCUUCACGCUGCGCGCAAGGAGUUUGACCUCAUGCUGGAAGAAGGCAUUGUACGCCCGUCUGACAGCAACUGGGCGUCGCCACUUCACAUGGUGCCCAAGGCCCAGGAUGGAGAAUGGCGGGCGUGCGGGGAUUACAGGGCCCUUAACGCCAUGACCCGCCCUGAAAGAUACUUCGGUCUUCGGUCUUCGCAACGUCGCCCAGACCUUCCAGCCGUUCAUGAACAGGGUCCUGAGAGGGUGAGUGUGGAAGGCCUGGAGCCCCUCCCCCAGAAGGUGGCAGCCAUUGAGGAUUUCCCGCGCCCCACGACCGUCAGGAAACUCAGGUAA